Molecule: messenger RNA, 442 nt
Organism: Cuscuta europaea
Lineage: Eukaryota; Viridiplantae; Streptophyta; Magnoliopsida; Solanales; Convolvulaceae
Source: the annotation of a GenBank genome assembly
UUAAAAAGGUUUUUUGUAGGUUGGGGAAAGAAGAAGUGAGUUUCAUAGACUAUUUUAAUGAGAUGGUUUGGAAAGAGGGAAAAAAGCUGAAGGAGAAAAGAGUGGGGCCGCCCGUUGAUGAAGAUUGGGAACAAGCAGUUUCCUUUACACAUUUUUUAAAGAAGUUUUAUGAUACUACUUUGGUUCUUAGUGCAAGUAAGUGUUCUACUUCAAGUUUGAUCUUAAAAGAAAUGUUUGCCGUGGAAAGGGCAAUUUUUUACAAGAAGAAAGAUGCAUCUAAUCCUACUUUACAAAAAGUAGCAAUUAGUAUGAGUACUAAGUUUGUCAAGUACUGGGGGUGUUUUGGUAGUGUGAAUAAACUUAUCUAUGUGGCUAAUGUACUUGACCCAAGAUUUAAGCUUCAACUCUUGAGGAAACAACACACCAUUAUUGAAACGAAGGC